CGAGGAAAAGGCAAAAGAGAAUGAAGGAAAAAACAUGACGAGAGCACAAAGGAAUCAAAGGGUUAGAAUGGAAAAAAGUGGAGUUUUGACGAUGAGUGCAUUUUUGGUCGAUAGUGCACUUUCAAAGGAGGAUUCUAGAAGACUAGAAUGUGAGUAUGAUCUAUUUGGGCAUGAUAGUUACAUGUACUUAAAUUGUGAUGAUUUUGAAGCGGUUUUUACAUUCACCGAGCUGACUAGUGCUGUCAUCACUUCUUAUAUAAUGUUUCUGUAUGAGCAAAUUAAGAAAGAGCAAAUACAUGAUCGUGGAAUAUGUUUUAUGAACCCGUCUGUAAUUUCGCGGGCUGAUCAACGUAAACCCAAACCUAAACACAUCGAGGAUGCAAGUAGAGCGGUUGCAGAUCGAUUGUAUAAAAGAAAGGGCAAUGACAUCAUCCUAUUGCCCUACAACCCCGGAAACCAUUGGGUGUUGGCGGUACUAAACCUGAAAACAACUACUUGCUAUUAUCUUGAUUCCUUACGGCCUAGAAGUGUCGAUGAGCAGUUGAGGCAAAUUAUUGAUACGGCAAUGGCCGUGUAUGCUUCAGAAAGUGGUGCCAACAUAAGGGUUAAACUCGUAUGGAUUAACGCUAGGUGUCCACGUCAGCCAGGAGGUACUGAAUGCGGCUACUAUGUGAUGAAGUUCAUGAAGGAGAUAGCUUACGAAGGAGUUGAAAUACUUGACAAUGAUAAUGUUGGGAAAGGAGUAGAAGAAUACUCGGCUGCGGAUAUGGAUGGCAUUCGGGAAGAUUGGUCGACUUAUGCGGUUAACUCUAUUUUUAAGUUGUAAAUCGUAUUUUAGGUGUUCAUAAUGUAUUGACAAACAAUUCUUUUUUUUUUGUUAAUAUUAAAAUAUUUGUAGUAUACUUGACAAAUGAUUAUGUAAUGGAUUGUUUUGAUA
Messenger RNA from Helianthus annuus (common sunflower), 937 nucleotides. RefSeq lists its product as uncharacterized. Gene Ontology annotation, biological process: proteolysis. The transcript is spliced from 6 exons. Lineage: Eukaryota; Viridiplantae; Streptophyta; Magnoliopsida; Asterales; Asteraceae. The record is from RefSeq and is a predicted model, not a curated record. Bases 35 to 826 code for a protein of 263 amino acids. Gene Ontology annotation, molecular function: cysteine-type peptidase activity; deNEDDylase activity.